Messenger RNA from Brienomyrus brachyistius, 3428 nucleotides. It is a transcript of the gene hmgcll1, whose product is annotated as 3-hydroxymethyl-3-methylglutaryl-CoA lyase-like 1. Gene Ontology annotation, molecular function: hydroxymethylglutaryl-CoA lyase activity. NCBI's taxonomy places the organism in Eukaryota, Metazoa, Chordata, Actinopteri, Osteoglossiformes, Mormyridae. The transcript is spliced from 10 exons. The record is from RefSeq and is a predicted model, not a curated record. Gene Ontology annotation, biological process: ketone body biosynthetic process; L-leucine catabolic process. Bases 321 to 1328 code for a protein of 335 amino acids.
AGGGCUGCUCCCUUGCUGCUGGACAGUGGGAGGGACAGUGGAACAGUGGCCCCUCCGCAAAGGUCAGCAGCUCCAGUGGGUUAAAACCCCGGGCGCUUGGCGCGGCUGCUUUCUGUGCGGUAAUCUGUAACACACAUGCGGUGUCUCCGGAGAGGACGACCGUGGAAAAUAGGCUCGGGACUGCUGGUCUCCCUACAGGAGUGGUGUCAGGAUUCCUUCUGCGGCGCCUUUCUGUAGCAUCACUCUCCAGCGACACGUGCGAGCAGCAACACGAUCGGAAGAGGCGAGUGUGCGAGCGGGCCAGGCGUGCCAGCGGGCCCAUGGGGAACGUCCCAGUGCCGGCGAAGCACUGCUUCAACGUGGAGCGGCUGCUUCCGGCGUACCCUCGGCUGCCACUUUGGAUGCAGAAGGACAAGGUGCAGGCUCCAAAUCAGCUCCCAGAGUUUGUCAAAGUUGUGGAAGUUGGGCCAAGGGAUGGACUGCAGAAUGAAAAUGAAAUUGUUCCCACCAAAGUGAAGUUGGAGCUCAUCCACAUGUUGUCUAAAACAGGCCUGUCUGUGAUUGAAGCCACCGCUUUUGUGUCAUCAAAGUGGGUACCACAGAUGGCUGACCACACAGAUGUUCUCCGGGGAAUCCUCAGAGAGCCGCAAGUGAAAUAUCCAGUACUGACACCUAAUUUUCAAGGCUUCCAGGCUGCUGUGGCGGCAGGUGCCACAGAGGUGGCUGUGUUUGCUUCAGCCUCUGAGACCUUCAGCCGGAAGAACAUCAACUGCUCCAUCGAUGAGAGCAUGCAGCGGUUUGAAAAAGUCCUCCAAGCUGCCAAAAAGGCCCAGAUACCUGUCCGGGGGUAUGUCUCCUGUGCCCUCGGAUGCCCAUACGAAGGGAAGAUAGACCCAGAAGAAGUGGCAAAGGUGGCAAAGAGGCUGUAUGAUCUGGGCUGCUACGAGAUCUCGCUGGGGGACACCAUUGGGGUGGGGACGCCAGGCAGCAUGGUGCGGCUGCUGGAGGCCGUGCUGACGGAGGUGCCGGUGGAUGCCUUGGCGGUCCACUGCCAUGACACGUACGGCCAGGCCCUCGCCAACAUCCUCACGGCCCUGCAGAUGGGGAUUUCCGUGGUGGAUUCCUCAGUGGCGGGGCUGGGGGGCUGUCCGUACGCCAGGGGGGCCUCCGGGAACGUGUCGACAGAGGACGUCCUGUACAUGCUUCACGGCCUGGGCAUUGAGACUGGUGUAGACCUCGGCAAAGUAAUGGAAGCGGGAGACUUCAUCUGCAAGGCCUUAAAGCGGAGGACCAACUCAAAGGUGGCCCUAGCUAAGGCCGGCGUUUAGGUGGUGCCUUCACCAUCGAGUGAGGAGACCUCGCGUGCCAAACAUGUACAGCUCAUCCUGCAACCGUUACGUUAUGUAAGAUGUCACAUAUUUGGUCUUGUUUAAGAGCAGAGGUGCUGAUUGGUUAAUAACCACCCCCCCUCACCCCCCAGCACGCCAAAUUCACCCCCCGACCCUGUGCAUCAGGUCCCUCCUCUGCAUGUGUGGAGGUCCUGCUUCCCUGCACUUAGUCUUUGCUCUGUAUCUGUUAUGUUUAUGGCCAUCGUCGUUUACAUUGUUUUUCAUUUUCCCCUCAAUGUGUUUGCAAUUAAACGGGGGGUUGGGGGUUUACAGGGUCAACAGGCAUUUCAAACCAACAAGGGCAGAUUAUAAUCUUCCCUGAAAUGUAUUUUCAUUUCCGGAAUUCUCUCGAGGCAGACAGAAGCAGCCCAUUGGAUGCCAUGCUUUUGUCCCCGCCAUUUACGCAGCAAGUUCGGUGGUCUCCAUGCCCCCCUUCUGCAGACCCCCCUUUAUAUGAUGGAGCCACUGGCAGAGAAUAAUGGUGCUCUUUACAGCCGCUACCCCACAGACCUGGAGAAAUCUGCAGGCAAAACACAUCUGCUUACCACUGCAAACAAUGCUAUUCCUGCCAAAGGCAAGUGCUGAUGAACCGGCAGGAGGUGCGAGGGAGCAGCAUCCCCCACCAACGGAAACGGGAAGCGCAGGUGAACCAACAGGAGGUGCGAGGGAGCAGCGUCCCCCACCAACGCAAACGGGAAGCGCAGGUGAACCGGCAGGAGGUGCGAGGGAGCAGCGUCCCCCACCAACGCAAGCGGGAAGCGCAGGUGAACCGGCAGGAGGUGCAAGGGAGCAGCAUCCCCCACCAACGGAAAUGGGAAGUGCAGGUGAACCGGCAGGAGGUGCAAGGGAGCAGCGUCCCCCACCAACGCAAACGGGAAGUGCAGGUGAACCGGCAGGAGGUGCAAGGGAGCAACGUCCCCCACCAACGCAAACGGGAAGUGCAGGUGAACCGGCAGGAGGUGCGAGGGAGCAGCGUCCCCCACCAACGCAAGCGGGAAGCGCAGGUGAACCGGCAGGAGGUGCGAAGGAGCAGCGUCCCCCACCAACGCAAACGGGAAGCGCAGGUGAACUGGCAGGAGGUGCGAGGGAGCAGCGUCCCCCACCAACGGAAACGGGAAGCACAGGUUCACCGUCAGGAGGUGCGAGGGAGCAGCAUCCCCCACAAACGCAAACGGGAAGUGUGCCCAGCGCCGGCAAGCUGCUUUGCAUUAUCUGCAGAUGGUUUCCUGUGUGUCCAAAGGUGGUGGAGUCGCAGAUAUUUUUCAAAAUUUAAAAAAAAUAAAAUCACCUGGAUGCAAGACCAGGUGGGUGGAAACUGAGCAGCAUGCAAAUCACCAGUACUAUUUUCAGGGUUGGUGCGAGAUUCAGCCCAUGUGUACAAGCUGUUAAACCCAGCACCCCUCUACAGGGAUAAUUCCAUUACUCAACACCCAACUGCCCCUCGCUUUCCUAUAAGGCCUUGGUGCUAUGCAAUGACAAAAGUUAGCCAUAACGCUGAAACCUUUCGCGGGAAUCGUGUGAAACUUCCAUCUGUAAGCCGUGAUGCACCCGACAUAAAACAUGGUCGAGCAGGAACGGCAUAUCCAUGGAUUGAUUUUUGGCUUUCUCGUUAAUUUUUUUAUUAUUCAAUUCUUACCAGAAAUGCCUUAAAAACACACGUGGUAUUGGGUAUUAAAUUCUGCUUACAAAAUAACAUUUUCUACUCCUUCAGUUUCCUGUCUCUAGGGAUCUUUGUCAUCAUCAACCAUUUGACUCAUGCUGUCCUCACUUUAAAACGAACUGUGAAAAACAUCGUUUAAAGGCUGUAUUUCCUGUUCACUUGCUGUUUACUCUCCUCCAGUAACCUCUUGUAAGAAAAAUGACCAAAAGGCAAUCAAAGUGCAGGCAAUCAUGUAACUUUUGUAAUUAGCCAUGAAAUUUAGUAUUUUUAUUCUGUGAAAAUGAGCUUCUCAGUGUUGGCUCUUGUGUGUUACAUCAUUUUUAAUGCUAUCUUUGCACACGGACCCUGUCCUAUGACCAUUAAAGAUGAAUUGACAGUAA